This is a messenger RNA of Helobdella robusta, 1266 nucleotides long. RefSeq lists its product as hypothetical. The transcript is spliced from 9 exons. The record is from RefSeq and is a predicted model, not a curated record. Lineage: Eukaryota; Metazoa; Annelida; Clitellata; Rhynchobdellida; Glossiphoniidae. Gene Ontology annotation, biological process: transmembrane transport. Gene Ontology annotation, molecular function: transmembrane transporter activity. Gene Ontology annotation, cellular component: membrane. The coding region runs from base 1 to 1266 and encodes 421 amino acids.
AUGUCUUCAGAAGGUGAGGGUAUAAUUGACAAAAGAAGUGAAUUGGAAAAAAUCAUAUCUCUAACAGGCUAUGGGCUGUUUAGCUACAAGUUAAUUCUUGUCUCUGGUUUGGUGGCAAGCAGCGACGCUAUUGAAAUUUUUGGCGUCUCCAACGUUGUUCCUGCUGCCACUUGCGACCUGGACCUGAAUGACAGCAUGAAGGGCUGGAUAAACGCCUCCAUCUUUAUAGGCAUGUCCUUGGGUUCUUUGGUCUUUAGUAACUUGGCUGACGUUUAUGGCAGAAAAUAUAUGCUCAUCACAUCACUUAUUUGUAACGUUUUGUUCAACUUGGCCGCAGCUUUGAGUACUAAUUUUUACCCAUUCUGUGCUUUCAGAAUUCUGAGUGGCUUUGGAGUUGGAGGAAAUAUUCCAGUUAUCGGUGCCUACCUUACUGAAUUUCAACCACUCGAGAACAGAGGGAAGGUCUACACUGCCGUAUCAGCAUUUUGGUCUGUUGGCAGUUCGAUUAGUGGCGCUCUAGCCUGGAUUAUCUUGCCUAUAAAUUUUGAAUGGAGUUUUGGCGCGAAUUACGUGUUAAAAACAUGGAAUCUCUAUCUUUCUCUAUGUUCUAUUCCAUCGUUAAUAGCUGUCUGCACGAUUUUUCAUAUGCCUGAAAGUCCGAAAUAUUUACUCGAAGUAGGGAAAAAAUAUUUUCUUUCACAAAAAACUGACACAAUUAAUGAAUUGAAGUAUUCCAAACUAGAUGAAUUGAAAGUGGUUAUGAAGGACAUAUACAAAGAAAAUAAUCCAUCAGCUAACUAUGAAGAUUUUGAAGUAAAUGCUUACGGAAUGAUAAUGUGGUUUCCAGAGCUUUUCAAACGCUUCGAGAUGAACAAUGACAGUAUAUGUAGGGAUCAAAUGUCAGCGGACCAAGAUAAUUCAUGUAUAAAUUUUCUACUCUCAUCAAUUUGCGUAUUUCUAUUUUGGUAUUCAACAAGUUCUCUACAAAUGUACAUAAUGUCUUACCUUUUUGGAGCACUAUCGGCGGCCCAGUGGAGUGUCAUCAAUGUGGUCAUCGCUGAAUCUUUUCCAACAAAACUAAGAUCAUCCGCUUUUGGGUUGUGUUUAGGCAUAAGUCGACUGGUCGCGGUGCUUUCAAACUUAGUGUUUGGGUACUUAUUGAACGUCUACUGCAUCCUUCCGUUCGCACUCAUCAGCUUCUUCUACUUUGUAGGCUUCAUCCUGGCUUUCUUUUUCAAGGAGACCAACAAAGUUGAGAUUAACUGA